Molecule: messenger RNA, 1038 nt
Organism: Phlebotomus argentipes
Lineage: Eukaryota; Metazoa; Arthropoda; Insecta; Diptera; Psychodidae
Exons: 5
Coding region: 1-1038 (345 amino acids)
Biological process (GO): sodium ion transmembrane transport
Cellular component (GO): membrane
Molecular function (GO): ligand-gated sodium channel activity
Source: RefSeq, a predicted model, not a curated record
AUGAUAAAGUGUAAAAUUUAUAUUAAUAGUUUGGAUUGGAACACAUCAUUUCCUGCAAUUUCCGUCUGCGAAAUUCUCAAUGGUGAGAAAAUGUGGGAUCUCAAUGAGGAGCACUUUGGGUCAGACAGGGACAAAUUCCAGGACGAUUUGGUCGCAGACGUGGCCUUCUUCAAGGGUGUCUGUUCCUCCUGCAAGACCUGCGUUCAGCACAUGAAGCCCGAGUGCCAGACGAACUUCUCAGUCAUCAUCGACAAGUUCAGGACUAAAUGCGAAAAUCUAUUGACAAACUGUGCUUGGAAUGGAGUGAAUUUCACCUGUUGUGAUGCAUUUUUGCCCCUUCAGACGGAAUUCGGUCACUGCUUCACCAUCAACAGUGCUCACACUGAUCCCGAGAAGCGCAUGAAAUUGAUCAGCAACCGCGAAAGUGGGCCAGGAACUCUCAAUUUAUUCGCCCUGGAAGAUGUGCAAAUUCAUCUGCACUCCCCAAACGGAGUGCCGUACAUUAACACGGAGCACGAUCUACAGGAGACCAUUCUGUGGGGCCUACAGAAGGAGAUCAUCUUCAGCACAGCUGAAAUAUUCAACGACGCAAAUCUAGAAGAGCACGAUUUUUCGCAAAGACGCUGUAAAUUGACAUCGGAAGCUAUUGAUGCUGCGGAAGUGAGGCUCUACAAUAUUUAUAGCUACUCAACCUGCAUCACAACUUGCGUUGCAGAAGCUCAGUUAUCAAUUUGCAACUGUACGCAUCAUCUAAUGCCUAAGAAUCUAAUUAAUUAUAAUGAAAUUUGCACGGUUGAAGGGCUUUUGUGCCUGACGGAGAAUUUUGAAACAUUGACAGAAAUUCGGAGGGAUUGCAAAUGCUUUGCAUCGUGUGAGGAACCAGAAUAUAAUAUUGUCUAUUCAUCUAACGACUAUUUCGGAGAAGAUUUAGGAAGUCCAAUAACUAUUACAAUGGGUUCUCUUCCGACUACAAGAUACAUAAGACACACCUAUCAGUUGGUGGAAUAUGCAGCCUUAUCUUUGGGUUAUCAAUCAUGA